AGAAUUUAGCGAGAACUUUUUUUUUUUUUUUUUUAAACAUUUACACAGUGAAGAAGAAGAGGAGAAAAAAAGAGCUCGGGAUGGAUACAGUUGAACACACUGCCUCUACAAUCCUGGUCGUACAAAUAGUGACUAAGAAUUAAAAGAAAGGACUCUUUCUAUUCCAUACUGGAGCUUUGGUUGUUUACAAACCACAUGGAUAUUUCUGUGGGUGCAGUUUUUAUUUUCAUUUCUUUUUUUUCCCCACAUAAGACGGGUGGGGUUUGCAAGUGCGCUUCUGCCAUAUGGACAUUGAGUGGUGUUUUCUUUUGUGUUUUUUUUUUUUUUUUUUUUUGAGGAAGAGUGGCAGGUAUCACAAGAACAUGGACACGGUCCUCUAACUGCACCUUUUGUGUGUAGUUGAGGAUCCUUGAUGAUCAACCCGCGGAGCGGAGGCGGGAAAAUCAAGGACGGGCUCCGUUUUUGUGGAGACUGGAGUGCAGGGCUGCAUAACCCUCGAGGGAACUGAGAGGGUGAUACGAGUACACCCGGUUAGUGCACUCGUCUUCACCCCAACCCUCAGAAGCACUCACACCCUGCCCACUCACCAACUCACCUAUGCACUUUUGUUCAUUCAAGCUGUGAGGUACCAUUUUGGGGAUGGGAGCACAAAUUACAACAGGAGGAUUGCUACGACUUUGACAAAGUCGCUGAAAAAGAUAUUCCCAAACUGAAAUAAGAGACUCAAGAAGCACGUCUUCUCCCACCUCCUGUGUAUAUAACCAUAUUUUUGUAUUAUCUUUCAGAGCAGAAAGAAAAUUUGCAAAUGGAUGAAGGAAAAUUCAUGAGACGUUGACUAUAUGGAGUGAAUGUUCUUAAAGAAAACCAAUCUUUUUGACUAUAGUUUGAGAUGGACUCGCUGUGAGUUUCCCUUAGUUUGCCAGUAACCCUGAAAUAAUCGGGGAUGGAAGGGAGAGAAUAAAAAAAGAAAACAUUGGCUGAGGUGUUGGACAUGCUACAAUGGCUCCAAGACUGACAGUUAUCAAAAUGGAUGACGCGGCCGCUACAAAGAGGCCCGCAAAGAGUGCUUGAUCAACAUGCACAGUGAAGAGGCAGACGUGGGUUUGAAGAGCUUUUGGCAAGGAGGCUUCCACCUCUUCUCCCAACCCGAUGACUGCCUUGAGUGACUGCAGGAGAGAAAAGCUUUGGCAUUGGAGUCUGGCUGUGCUUUAUUUGCUGCUCUCUGCAAGGAGGAUCUAAUCUACAGCCAACCCAUGAACCAGUUGACCCUUGACCUAUCAUUUGAACUUUAAACCCUAAGAAACUUUUCUGUCUCGCCGUCGGCAUUAUCGGCUGGACAGUCAGAUGAAGUUCCAGGUUUACCAACCUUGGACCCCAUCUAUGUUGGACGUGUUGGAUUUGGGAUUUCAUCAGGCGCUCUCUACGGCGAGUAAGAGGAUAAAGAGGCUCGUAUUGCCCAGAUGUCACCCUCCCCUCGGCCUGAAACUCUCAGGUGGUUGUGUGGAGGUCUUCUAACCAGCGGGACUGAAGACUCUCCCAGACGUCAAGAGAUUCGAGAGCUGGAUUGGGUUUCGAUGGACGUGGCUGGAUUACAUCGAAGUCGCCAGAAAUCUCUGCAGCUGUGGAACUGGAUGAACUAAAUAAAGAAAUUGUACAAACAGACUUUGAAACAUGACACGACACAAACGCGUAGCGACACGUCGCAUAGGUCCGAGAGUUCAAAUGGGUUGCAGACACACUACAUGCGCACGUACACUCAGUGACAGUGGCUCUCCUCUGGAACCACGUCUGCAUAUACAUAACGGAGCUGCAUCAAUAUCAAAUCACACACACACACACACACACACACACACACGCGCGCAUCAUCGCUCAUCAAUAUAAACACUGAGCUUUGUAAAUAAUGUAAAUGUUUGUGUUUUUGAUUUUUUUCUCUCAUAGUGGUUUUUGCUUUAUUUCUCUGUUAAACAUGCCUUAAAUUGUAUAGUUCAGUCCUGAACGGCGAACUGAAAGUGUUCUCUAAAUGACGAAUUUAAGUUGGAAACCACCUCCUUAACUGUCCUCUAAAGUGAAAGAAAGAUGGGAGCUUUCUACAAGUCUGUUUACUGUUUGCAAACAGGACGGUCUGUUCUGUAUUCAUUGGCUACAUGUACGUCUGAUCACCAUGGAAGUUACUGUUUAGCUACAAAUUAGAGCAGCAAGCGGUCUUUUGAUUAAUCUGAUUUUGCUGGUUAGCUUUUGUUGCCCUUUUGGUUUCCUUUAAAGGAAGAGUGGUUUUGUUCGGAUUUCCUGUUUAGAUUAUUGCUAAAGGUGCAGGCUUCAUAAAGGGCCGGAGUCUGUACUGUCUGGAGCUGAGCUGACGGGUUGGGACGCACAGAUUGACUUAAAGCACAGACUUGUUGCUGUGUGAGAACCGCUGUUGGAUAUACCGCUCCAGGCUGAACUAAACCAGAGUGACGGGGUCCUCCUCAAAUCGAGAUACCAGUUGGGGCUUUUUGGUUGUUUUUUUUACACUCCGGGAGGACUUAAAAUGUCUUGGAAGCAACUAGGUACUUUUUACAGUUUUGAGAUGUCCGUUCAGGCUUGUAGGAAGCAUGAUUGUAAGAGCAAGCUUCCAUGAUUUGUAAUAUUUGUGGGUUUUGACGCUAAACCUUGAGGUGGGGUCACAACUUGGUCAAGAUUGCUGCAGCUUUGUCAGUGCACCGGGUAGUGCCGCUGCCUGCUAAACAUUUCUGGUAUCACUGAAUAGAUAAGGAAUUGACCGGUCAGUUGUGUUUUAUCUCAAAGGACAUUCUAUGUCCUGAAUAUUUGGAAAGUGUCUUGUCCCACGUAUGUAUAUGUAAUUGGAUUUGAGAGAUGAAUGCUUUUAGUCAACCAGUUUUUUGUAUCUAUUGAAACAAUAUGCAGUUUUUAAUCCAAAGGACAACCGAUAUUCAAUGAAUAUCUUCAGCUUAGACUGGUAAUACACUUAUGAAUUUGUUUAGCUGAGGUUUUGGUGGAUAGUUACCAGAUACAGCUAACUAUGUCAUAACUGUUGAAUUGUGCUAAAAAGUUACGAGGUUUAAUGUUGUUGUGAUCAGUUGCCAAAACCAUGAAUAUACCAUCAAGUCUCUUAUUGGUGAAUAUCUUUAAAAAUACCUAUGUUUGACAUUUUUAUAAGCUGAUAUUGCGUGGUGUCAGUUGUUGGUUGGUCAGUCAGUCAUAAAAAACAAUUUAAACGAGGUUGUUAGUUUUACUGCACUACACAUACUUUUAUGAUUAGAUAAACCGCAAUUUUGUGUUGUCAAAAAGCCCUGGAUGUUUGGUUGCAGUCUUAGAAAAGAGCCUGUCACGGCCUGUCUACUUAACGGGAUGAAGUCAUCUGGUUUAUUUUAGCUCUGGCAACUGUAGUUCCAACAAUAUUGUCCUGAAUGAUGUAAUGUAACUUGUAUCCCUGUCAGCUCAGCUCCUUUGCCUAAUAAGUCUUUGAAUGUUGUUAAAAGAACAGCAUACUUGUAAUGAAACUGUUUAGGAAAAGAACAACUGAAAGAUGUGUAAAUAGUUUGGCUUUUUGUUUGUUUGUUUUAAGAACAAAAUAAAUACUAAAUAAAUAGCAUUUAGCAGUGACUGAAUUAUUUCUUACUGUGUAAAAUGUGUGUGAGACUGCAAAAGAAGAAAAUGAGUAAACAUUAUACAAAACCGUCACAUAAUUGUGCUUAUGAAAAUAGACUGUGAGCAACACACGAGCGCGAUACCGUCAUCAGCGCAACUCUCGCGAUAUUUUGAAACAUGGCCGCCCACAGUGUUUACAACUUCUCGCAAUGAACUGAUGAAUAAAAACACUUUAAGUCCCGAAGAAGAACGUCGUCGAAUAUUUCUGUGAAUCAUUCGUAGUCUCCGACUUGCGGUGAACGUUUUUCACCAUCGAGGAGAGAAGUGUGUAUUGCCAAACUACGAGCAGGCCACAACACAGGCUAGUCGGUGCUGUGAUGUCCUCGACCCCCAGCAGACUCAAACACCCACACUGCAGGAAGAAGCACUAUCCUAGCAGCACUUACCUCACCCACGUCUGACAGCCAACCACCUGACUCGAGGCAAUUUGGACGCCAGGUGGAGGACUUGACAGGACAGCUUGAGAAACAAAGAAGAGAUGUCUGACUCGGCUGGAAGUGGUGAAAGCGGUGGAGUGGCAGGCGCAGGGCAGGACGCAGAAGCGGAUGGCGAGCCCCCUCAUCAGGCACUAGCUUCGCCCGAAGGUGACCGCUUAGAGGGAGAGGUGACCUCAGAGGACGUGGUACCUUCGUCUGCCAAGCGGCCCAGAAUAAGCGAGGAGGAACUGGGACUGGAGCAGGUUGCAAAGCCUCUCGAUAUGCAUGGAGAAACACCGGCACAGACUGGCCUACUGCAGGAAGAUCCAGCCCCACCAGAACAAAGAACAGGAGAACCAUUGCAGCGUGAGGACGUAGGGGAAGAGGCGCCCGAGAUCGGGGGAGGUGAAGAAGAAGAAGAGUGCCAUCAGAAUGGAAAUGGAGGGCAUGAUGCCCCCUUGGAAGAAGGAGAGACGAAACCAGAGGAGGAGCUCAAUGAUAACGGAUCUGCAGACAUCCCCAGUGAAGGGCAGCGCCUUGGCCUAGAUUUUACCCAGAACCCCCAGAUGCUGACUGGUUCCUGGACUGAGUACUCCAACUUUCCAGAGAAUUACCUCAAAGGCUGCAAAUGGGCUCCUGAUGGUUCCUGUAUCCUGACCAACAGUGCAGACAAUGUGCUGCGUGUGUACAACCUCCCUCCAGAGAUAUACAGCUACAACUGGGACUCGCUCCCUGAGAUGAGUCCAGUGCUGAGGAUGGCAGAGGGAGACACCAUCUACGACUACUGCUGGUACCCCAAGAUGAACUCUCUGGAUGCGGACACAUGCUUUCUCGCCAGCAGUAGCCGAGACAACCCAGUCCACGUGUGGGACGCGUUCUACGGGGAGGUGCGAGCCAGUUUCCGACCCUACAAUCACCUGGACGAGCUGACGGCAGCCCACUCCCUCUGCUUCUCGCCCGAUGGCACGCAGCUCUACUGCGGCUUUGACAAAAUGGUCAGGGUCUUCUACACCGACCGCCCUGGAAGAGACUGCGAGGAGCGGCCCACCGUAGUGAAGAAGCAGGGCCAAAAUGGCAUCAUCUCCUGCUUUGGCUUCAGCCCCUGCCAGUCUGUUUACGCCUGUGGCUCUUACUCCCGCUGUGCCGGCCUCUACUCCUGCCAAGACGGCUCCCUGCUGGCUCUGCUGCCGACCCGCCACCACGGAGGCCUCACCCAUCUGCUCUUCUCCCCCGAUGGCAACUACCUGUACACCGGCGGGCGCAAGGAUCCAGAGAUCCUGUGCUGGGACCUAAGAGAGCCGGGCAAGGUCGUGUUUUCACUCAAGAGAAACGUGGCCACCAACCAACGCAUCUACUUUGAUCUGGACCAGUCGGGCAGGUACCUGCUCAGUGGCGACACAGAGAGAGUGGUGUCGGUAUGGGACACCCAGACAGCGCCUCCUGAUGGUAACGAGGAGCUACUGCAACCUCUGCUCAGGUUCCAGGCCCAUUGGGACUGCACCAACGGCAUCAGUAUUCAUCCCUUCAUGCCACUGUUGGCAACAUCCAGCGGGCAACGCCAGUUCCCGUCGCCCGGCGAGAGUGAGGGCGACUCGGCCUCUGAGGGCGAGGGAGAUGAAGCUGUGGUGUCGCCUCAGGAGACCCGACAGGACAACGCCCUGAGCCUGUGGUGGGCCGGGCCGCUCGGCCCCGCCGAGGGGAGCCAGGAGCCGAGCACUGAGGUGGUGGAGGCCUGAAGCUCUGCUAGCUCAGCCAGCUGAGACAAAUUGAGUUACACCUGCCAUGUGAUAUUUAUUUUGAGAACGCUUUCUAUGGAUAAAGCUAAUUAUGAGUCUUUUUGCCGUCAGCAACAUGAAGUCCUGGGGUGGGAAAACAUUUCUGGAUCAUUUUUAAACAUCUGGUUACCAUAAAUAUUUACAGUCCAAGUAACUUUCUGAAAUUGAGUCUUAACAUAUCUGCAAGUUUACAACAUUUACUGACACACUUGCAGAGAUCAAAUUAACGGGUCAGUGCAGAACAGAUUUACAGGGUUCUGUGUAUGAACAAUUCAUUGUUUAAAGCCAGUUUGGUAAACAUGAAUUGGAACUAUAUGCCAAGACUGAUCAAUGCUAAACGAUUGAGACAACAUGUGGAGUGCAGAAGAAUUGGAUUGGACAUCUCUCAAUUUAGUUAUUUAAUUAGUGGAAAAACAGUGUCUGUCUACUGACUAGUGUCUUUAGGAGUGUUUGUUUACGUGUGUGUGGCUGUAACGCAGCCCCGGAGAUCCCUAACUGUUGUAGUUCCAGUAAGUGCCAUUUGUUCUUGAGCUUUGCUUUUGUAAACUGAUGGGACCUUCUUUUUUUUAAACUAUUAGACACACCAGGUGUUGUGUCGCUCUGUGCAUGCCCACAAAUGUAUAUUUUUUGUAAAGCCGUGAUCAUUCUUACUUUUCGAAUGUAUAACUCUGUAAGCAGCUAGCUUGAUUACUGUAACCUCAUAGCAAUCUGUGAAAGUAUGUAAUUAGUUGUGGGUGGAAAAAGGAGUAUUCUUGUUUUUUUCUACAGAUUGGGCUACAUUUGUACCUGUGUGAGUGGUGAUGUGGCAGCACAAAACACAUAAUUGCAUUAAUGUUGUACUGCAGUUGGUUUGGUCAAUGCUGAUGUUGCCGUCAGUGGGGUGUGCUUUGCUUUAGGUUCUUUUAACAGGUAGAUCAGAGGAAGCACAGCAUGAUCCAACUAAAGCCUUGUAUCUGUGAUGCUGAGGAAUCAAUCAAUUUUGAAGCCUCUGCUGAUCCAGGUUUCACUCCUUGAACUCAAAUUUGUUGCCAAGCAAUAGCAGCUAUGAUUAUGUAGCUGCUAUUGAACAAGACUACACAGAUUUUCUUUGCCAGGAAGCUUUAGGAACCAUGUCGGCCUCGACCGUGUGACAUGCGUCUCUAGAUGGAUGGCUGUGUCUGCUGCAGGUGUCUUUCUGGUGGUUUUAUUCAAGCUGCAGUGAAUUAAAAGCAUAUCUCUUCA
Molecule: messenger RNA, 7060 nt
Organism: Anarrhichthys ocellatus (wolf-eel)
Lineage: Eukaryota; Metazoa; Chordata; Actinopteri; Perciformes; Anarhichadidae
Gene: wrap53
Product: WD repeat containing, antisense to TP53
Exons: 12
Coding region: 4127-5800 (557 amino acids)
Biological process (GO): Cajal body organization
Cellular component (GO): Cajal body
Molecular function (GO): RNA binding; protein binding
Source: RefSeq, a predicted model, not a curated record